Trichobilharzia regenti is the source of this 2489-nucleotide messenger RNA. Lineage: Eukaryota; Metazoa; Platyhelminthes; Trematoda; Strigeidida; Schistosomatidae. The record is from the annotation of a GenBank genome assembly.
UAACACCAAAGCACAUCCGUCCCCAAUUCUCGACAUAACCUGCAAAAAUAACUACAAGUUAGGUGAAAUAAACUUUAAUAUACAAAAUAUAGCAUCGGCGGUAAGGACAUUAAAAGCUAACAGUAGUUGCGGGAUAGACGAUAUACCAUCCGUCAUAUACAAAAACGGUGGUACGGAUAUGAUUGUAUUAUUACUUAGAAUAUUUAAUAUCUCACUAGUGACCGAAACCUACCCUGAAACUUGGAAAAACACAUAUAUAUUACCUAAGCAUAAAGGAGGGGCCAAAACUAGUGCAUGUAAUUAUAGGCCUAUCAAUAUAACACCAGUCAUAUCAAGGAUCAUGGAGAAAGUAAUCAAGGACCAAAUGUCAGACUACUUUCUAAAACAUAAACUCAUCAACCUGUCACAACACGGAUUCCUCAAGAAAAGAUCUUGCGUCACUUGCCAUAUAGACUUUUUCAACGAAGUCACCUAUAGAAGAGAUAGGAGAGAGCUAGUAAUUAUCCUCUAUUUCGAUAUAAGGAAAGCCUUCGACAGAGUCCCACAUAGUCUGUUAGUCGGUAGGCUAUGCUCACUAGGGAUACGCAACCCCCUCUACAAUUGGAUAAAAUCAUUUCUGUAUGACAGGAAUCAGACAACUAAAGUUGGCUCAAUGACCUCCAGACCUAGACCAAUCAGCAGUGGUGUCAUCCAGGGGAGUGUAUUGGGACCCCUUCUUUUCAUUAUAUACAUAAACAGUAUAUGUGAAUGUUUUAGUAUAGGCAAGCCAAUACUGUAUGCAGAUGACUUGAAGGUGACAUAUACCUGCACAAAUACAGAUAUCGGCCCAACUAUGAACUCCAUACAUGAAGAAUUAGCAAAAAUGGAUAGAUGGUGUGACACGUGGAGACUUGAGUUUAAUGUUGAAAAGUGUGGAUGGCUCUGCAUAGGCUGUUCCAACCUUGACCUCAACCUAGCAAUUCAGGGCCACAAAAUCCCCAGACUCAAAUCUGUACUAGACCUAGGACUGAAAUAUUCACACAAUCUAUCAUUUUCAGAGCAUAUCUCGAAUCAAGUGUCGAAAUCACGAAGGCUUAUUGGUUUCCUACUCAGGAACUUCUACAGAAACGAAUCCAGAAUACUACUGUACAAGGUUUGUGUGCGCCCACUCCUAGAUUACUGCUCAUUCAUAUUCAGUAGUACACGCAUAGAAGACAAACUGAAAGUAGAAGGAGUACAGAGGUACUUCACGCGAAAAGUACUCGGAACCGAUAACGGCACAAACUACUCUACCAGAUGUGAAAUCCUGGGACUAGAAACAUUAUGGUUAAGGCGACUGCGACUAAAUCUGGUACUCUUCUAUAAGCUUCUUAACCAAAUAGUGUAUACCCCUGCUAACUAUACUCGGUCCUCAGGUAACACAGGAUACAACCUUAGGCACACUAAAGGUACAGUGGCUAUAGAACCAUGUAAAACAGCCACCAGGCAAAAGUUUUUCUUGAUUAGGUAUGCCCAAAUAUGGAACAAACUACCUGAGAAAAUACGACUAGCAAGCACAUUGGCCUCCUUUGAAAAGGCACUUAAUGACACACUAAGUGAGUUUGUAAUUGAUACCAAUGGUAAUUCCCAUGUAAGAGUUUCAGAAAUCAUAGGCCCAUUUAAUGUAUGAACUCAGAGACUACACCUGUUGUUUGUUUUGUCUCUAUUUAUAAUUCCAGACAAAAAAGCAGCAGUCAUGACAAUAACACCCAUUCAACCAAGAGUCGAUCAAACUAUGUCUACCUGAUACAAAGGGCGAACCAUAAUCAACAUACGAAUGAAAUAUGAGAAAACAAGGUAGAAACUUACCGCAACACCACAUGAAAAGAUAAAAGUUACUUGGAUAUCAUUUAUAAUCCACCAACUGGUCUCCUACCCAAAAAGAAUGCGGCGAUGUUUUAUCCAAAAUGGCGAGGAAAUACAUAAACCCACAGCUGCUGUUGUUAACACUCAGUGGGGGUAGGAGCCAACAAAGUAAUCCUUUCAAAGCAUAUGUAUACUUCAAAUGGGCACGGAGACUUUGUAGAAUACGUCAUAAUCCAAAUCACUGCCUCUACAGCGCCAAUAAACCUGGAUAUCUAUGAUAUAACGAAAACAUGCUGAAAGCUGCAUCUCAGAUCAAGUUGAUUCAUUCGAUGGUAAUGAUCUGCUCCUGCAUGCCUUAUUCGACAUAUUGAAUGGAAUGGUCCGCGGUUAUUCUGAUACCAGAUCGAAAAGAAUAAAAAAUUCACCGGUUGCUGAAUCAAAAGUACUUCUCUGCAUGUUUAACUGUAUUCUAACUGCUAUGAUUAAUUCCAAACCAUUUAUCUCAUAAUCAAUCAAAUUCCAGGAACGAUCCAAUUCUACCAUUUGAAGACGCUGGCGAACAUGCUGUAAAUGAGUAUUCAUGAUCUGAAAUGAAGAAGCAACUGGUUUUCAAAUAGUUUUUCAACAUUUUACUCAACUUACGAGUACAGUCCGCCAUGCAGACA